Molecule: messenger RNA, 5175 nt
Organism: Mycena citricolor
Lineage: Eukaryota; Fungi; Basidiomycota; Agaricomycetes; Agaricales; Mycenaceae
Source: the annotation of a GenBank genome assembly
CGACAUUCUAACCUCAAGGCGCCGCUGCACCCAUGGCAGCUUGAGUUGCUGAGGCCGCCUGGUCUCCCCUCCUCAAGCAUAUUAUCGUCAUGGAAUCCAGUGAAGAGUUGCAAUUGCAAGAGCUCACCGUCCUCCAAUCCAUCUACGCUGAAGAUUUUAUCGAAACCCCGCCUCCCAAAGCGUGGAAAGGCGCGCCCAGACUUCAUGAAUUUACGAUACGCGUGCCGCACCCCGACGGAGAGCACGCGAGCAAGAUAUGUUUCCAUUUACAUGUUAUAUUUCCGAAAACCUAUCCCACGAAAGCCUGCCCGACGUUCACGAUUCAAAAGCCGAUCGUUGGGCUGAGCAAUGACCAAGUGACGUCCUUAUCCCACGAAAUACAACAUGAGGUGAAUCGAUGCAAGGGAACUGAGAUGACCUUCCAGAUCGUCACGUUCUGUCAGGACUGGAUGUCGAGCCACGUCGUCCCACCCGUCGAGGUCGCGGGCUCGCUCGCCAAUCAGAUGACGCAGCGCGCGAUGGAGGAGGAGCGGAUCCGCAAACAGCGCGAGGCGGACGCGGCGGAGCAAGAGACGGAGCGCGCUGCCCGGAUAGCGCAGCAGUUGGAGGCAGUCGUCAAAGCCGACGCGCACAAGCAGGCACUGGCACGGGAGCAGCAGCAUAGAGAUCGUCAAAGGAAACGCGCGGGCUCCGAAGCCACGGAGGUUCCUGUCACCGGGGACACGCCGACCGAGACGUUCAGUGAGGCUGUCGUCGUGGACGGCAUCACGUUCCACUCAGUCAACAUCUUCCACCCACGUCCUGAACGUUUAGGCAUAUCCUAUGCCGCUGAUGCGAUAUGCGACGAUGUAACGGCGUCAUUGCCGAUGCGAUUGUUUAUCGUCAGAUUCCCAUCCCAUUACUACAUUACGAGCCAAGGAAAGAAGAAGCUGAAGCAAGUUGAGGCUGAAGUGCGGAGGCUGAUCACACUUCGGCAUCCCAACCUGUUGCGGUUGUUCGCAGUCAAGCUUUCGUUCCCACACGCCGGUGCGCCGAAGCUGGCUGUGCUGUACGAAGCACCGCCGAGAGUAACUCUGCGAGAUCUGCUCGAGGACUGUGACUGCAUUAGAGAGGAUCGGGUGUCGGAAUACCUCGUCCAAAUCUUGUCUGGACUGAACAGCUUACACGUAGCUGAUGUCGUCCAUCGAGGUAUAUGCGCUGAUACCAUCGGGAUUACUCCCAGACCACGAACGGUGAAGUUGAUGAAAGCUUCUUUUCACACAAGGCUGCUCGACUUGCAUCGAUCGAAUCCAUUUGGGCCGGAGAUCGCUGUUGAUACGGAGGAGCCGGUCCUGCCUGACCACUGGCUCUUCAAGGACUGGAAGAAUGACUCGGCAUUGGUCUAUACUCGUCAUCGGGACAUGCAUGCGGUUGGGAUCGUGUUGAUGCAGAUGCUCUUGGGCUUGGAUGUGACGGACCGCUACCCGGAUGUGUACUCUGCGUUUCGGGCUUCCACCAUCUCCCCCUGCCUCCAACGGCAGGCCCUCAAUCUUCUCUCUCCUUCCAAGAGGAAUCCGGUCUCGUGCAUCUCCGUCCUCGCGGACUUGGCUUCAGCCCCGCUCACUGCAGCGCUGCCUGUGAUGAAGAGUCCGGUCGUCGCUGCCUUUGAACCUCGGACGCCGAUGCCCGGCAAGUUUGGGUCGCCGGAGAAUGACUAUUUCAUCCGCCCUCCCCAACGGGACCGACAAAGCAGCCGGUGGAAGGAAGAUUGGGAGGAGCUGGAGCUGUUGGGCAAAGGUGCCUUUGGCUCUGUUGUGAAGGCACGGAACAAGAUCGAUUCGCGGAUCUACGCUGUCAAAAAGAUCCGACUGAGUACGACACACAGCGACAUGAAGAUCUUCCGCGAAGUGAAUGCCCUGAGCCGACUGUCGCACCGGUUCAUUGUGCGAUACUUCACGACCUGGGUCGAGACCGCAGAGCAUUCGUCCUCGGCUGCAGUCUCGGACGACUCCGAGUACAGCGACACUGGAUCAGAGGACGAUUCCGAUGAAGACGACCGGAUGACGGCCGGCGGAUCACCGUGGCUGAGACGCGGCAACAAGAGGAUCCUCUCGUCCAGCGGAGACCCGAUUGCGUUUGAUCUGGAUGAUCUGGACGAUGUCGGUGGCUCGGGGUCAAGGAGCUCCUUCCCCAGCAUCCAUUUCACACGCUCGUCGUCGCCUAGAGACGAGGAGGGAGGGAGUGAAGAGGAGGAGGAUGAAGACGACGACGACUCUGAUUCGGAUGAUCCGUUUGUUUUCGAGCCGGAUGACGCGACUCCGCCGCCCUCGACUCCGCCUGUGGUGGUAUCGCGGACCUUGUAUAUCCAGAUGGAAUUCGUUGAGCGGCAGACGCUGAAGGAACGGAUCGACGAGGGCCUGUCAGAACAAGAAGCGUGGCGGCUGUUCCAGCAGAUCCUCGAAGCGCUUGUGUACAUGUCGUCCCUGGGAAUCAUCCACCGCGACAUCAAACUGACCAACAUCUUCAUCGAUGCCAAAGGCGACUGCAAAAUCGGUGACUUCGGGCUCGCGACGUCAAACCUCUCUGCGAUGGAGCCGGCGAACCCGAUGCUUGCCCCGGUAGUGCUGGAUGCUGAAAUGACGCUGGAGGUGGGGACGCGGCUCUACAUUGCACCCGAAGUCCAGUCUCGCAAGCGCGGACCGCGUAACCAUGCCAAGGCCGAUAUGUACAGUCUCGGGAUUGUGUUCUUCGAGAUGAACUACAAGUUCAUCACAGGGUCCGAGCGCAUCGCUGUGAUCGAGGGACUGCGCCAGCCGCUGAUACUGUUCCCCGCCAGCUGGGAUGCGCGGUUGACCAGACAGAAGCAAAUCAUCACACGCCUGUUGGACCAUGAUCCAGACACCCGGCCGACUGCCUUGGAGCUGUCGCAGAGCUCGCUGCUGCCGUCUCGCAUCGAAGACGAGUAUUUCAAGGGCGCGCUCGGCAUGAUGGUCAAGGCUGACUCGCCCCACUUCCAAUCCGUGCUCUCCUCGCUCUUCAGCCAGCCGCAGCCGCCUGCGCGCAAGUUCCUGUACGACAUGGAGUGCGAUCUCCCGGAGCACGCCUCGCUGAACGAGAUCGUGAAGGAGCGGCUGACGCACAUCUUCCGCCUCCACGGCGCGGUGGACUUUGAGCCUCCGCUGCUGAUGCCUGUGGUUGAUCCGGAGGAUAGGAAGAUCGGACGGGCUGCGUUCAUCGACCGAUAUGGCGAGAUCGUGGCCCUCCCUCCGAAUCUGCUGCUUCCGUUUGCCAGACUGGCGGCCAAAGGUGGGAUUUCGAGGAUCAAGAGGUACCACAUUGCGAAUGUCUACCGGGAGGGCGACGUUGCGGGCCACCCUAAGUUCCAAAAGGCAGCGCUGUUCGAUAUUAUCUCGACGGACAUGGCCUCUGGACCGCUCGCGUCGUCUGCGGAGAUCAUCGCCGUUGCAAACGACCUUCUGGACAGUUUCCCGAAUCUGACAGACGGAUAUGAGAUCCACAUAUCGCAUUCCUCGAUCGUGCGGAUCAUCUGUGAGCGCAUUCCCGCGGAUGUGCGGAUGUCGAUCAUGGAUAUCGUUGGCAACAACAAGUCGUCGACGUCGCAGAAGAGAGCGCUGCUGCUCAAGAAGGGAUUGCUGAGGAGCACUGCCGAUGAGUUGGAGACACUGGCAGAUCCCGAUGACGAUAUCGACACAUUCCUCGCCAAACUCGACAAGGUGUCGUCUUCGUUGACCAACCUGCUGCGGCCGCAAGUGGAGGAGAUCAAGGAGAUCAUCCAUUACGCGACCGUCGCCGGUGUAACGCGUCCUAUCAUGUUCCAUCCGUUGAUGCUGGGAAACCACCACGCCCAUUACAAGGACGGGAUUCUGGUCGAGGUCGUGCGCAAGUCGAAGAGGACGGAUGUUCUUGCUGCGGGUGGUCGAUAUGACCACAUGAUCUCCGAACAAGCCACGCCAGGCCAGAAGCUGGAGUCGAUCUGUGCGAUGGGCCUGCAGAUUGCCGUGGAGAAGAUCACCGUCGCGCUGGCCGCGUACCAGGCGUCGUCCGUGCGCGCGCUCGUCAAGCAGGAGCGGUCGUUCGGAUUCUGGAGCCCCCGGCGCUGCGAUGUGUACGUCGUCUCGUACCAUCCAGGCUAUCUGCAGGAACGGCUCGAGGUCGUGGCGUUUCUCUGGGCGCACGGGAUCAGCGCGGAUCUGAUGUACGAGUCGGGCGUCGCGGAUGUCGAGAACGAGGACAUAUGCGCGCGGGAGGGUGUCCUGUUCUCGGUCUACCCGCGCUCUCGCCGCGACCAGCUGGCGUUCAAGGUCAAGAGCAUCCUCAAGGGAACCGAGUACGAAUUGACCCGCCAGGAACUCAUCGGGUGGCUGCAACAGCAGAUCGCGGAGCAGAAACGCAUCGAUGCCAGCACGUCCGGGGCCCUGCGGUUCACCGACGUCCCGGGUGCGAGCGCCGCCGCUCCCGUCGUCGAGAAAUCGGGCGUGCAGCUGCUCCUUCCGCCCGUGGACGUCAAGAAGCAGCGCAAGCACGUGAAACAGCUCUUCAUGGACCGCGCGUUCGAAACGGGUGUGGAGAUCGAGAGCGGCGUGCACGACGGGAUGCCGAUCCUCGCGAUCGACGUGCCGCCCGCUGCGUUCGAUGCGAUGACGCGGAGCAGCGCGUGGGUUGCGCAGGACGACGAGGCGUGGAAGGCCGUCGCGGGGAUGCUCCCGCAGUGGGCGUAUGCGCAGCAGAUCCGCGACGCGGUCGCAAAACGCAGGAGCGAGGGCUUCAAGUACAUGCUGCUGUUUGCGGUGCGCGAGGAGCGGGUGCAGCUGCUGAAGCUAGCUGCGUGAUUUUUGUUUUGUUUUGUUAUGAGAUGUGGUCGAAAUUUAUAUAGAUCGAUGGCGCAAUGUAUUUUACUUAUAGGAUUAUCAAGCAUUUACGACUCGACCGGCGGUUGGAGAUCCAUACUUGACGUGCAGAGUAGGUCCAGACGAAACAGUCCUGUAUUCACCCCAGAUUAGUAACGCUAAGGUUAUGUUAUGGCAUUCAUCUACUCGAAAUUGGCGGAUGGCACAUGUGAGAUACCAACAAUUGUCGCAGAGGGAUCUAACCGAGUCCUACAGCUCCCCAUACAUCCACUCCUCGUCUACAGCCCCCGCCCUGCUCUUGAGCUCCGAAAGAGCGCUCUGAAACUCU